Molecule: messenger RNA, 819 nt
Organism: Clonostachys solani
Lineage: Eukaryota; Fungi; Ascomycota; Sordariomycetes; Hypocreales; Bionectriaceae
Source: the annotation of a GenBank genome assembly
CUGGCAGUUGAUUUUAACGGCAAUAUGUUUCCCCCGUACGUUGAGACUCCGGGAAUCCUGAUGGUAACCGCAGGCUGUCUCGCUGUAGGUAGUCUGUUGACUACUCUGGCAUCUUACCUGAGACCUGGCCACGUCCAUUCUUUCCAAUGGAUCUUCCUGAUCCUGUCUGGUUUCCUCUACCCGUACGAUCUCGCCAGAAACGGCACGGAGCUGGAUCCUCUUCGCCUCGCCGGCAGGUCCUCAUAUGGAUCAUCCAUCGGCUCUUUGCUUCUUCUACAUCUCUUGUCUUUCUACCUCGGCGAGGACCUUAUCGCUGAUGCUAAGACCAACUCGUGUGAGAAGGAGGACGUUCCACGGCGAAAGAACAGGGCCGACAAGAUGUUCUUGGUGGCGAACCUAGUACAUUCCACGAGCAUGCUUCAACUCUCUUCCUGGAAGGAUCCCAGUUCUAGUCCGGGACUAUUGGGUGUUGGUUUGUACGUCGCCUGGGUACUUGCUCGCGUAGCCGCGAUAAAGGCCAAUAUCGCCACUUUCCACGCCGUUUUCUCAACAGAUCUCACCACUCCUUGUUUAUCAGUGAUAGGGCAUACGAUCGUGGUGAUAUACGCCUGUGUGAUAGCUCAGAUUCCUCUCGAACUAGGUGCUAUUAUCUUCAAGGCGCGCGGGCUCGUGAUGCUCUCGAUGGUCAGCAUGCAGGUCGGCUUCGCGGCGAUGCUCCUUGUCUACAACCUGAGGAUCUGGCAUCGGAGGGCUGCAAAGCCCCUGCCCAAUGAGAAGCCCCAUGAGAUUUUACAAGACGAUAAGUCUCUGCAGGAUUGC